Molecule: messenger RNA, 3134 nt
Organism: Peromyscus eremicus (cactus mouse)
Lineage: Eukaryota; Metazoa; Chordata; Mammalia; Rodentia; Cricetidae
Gene: Zbtb41
Product: zinc finger and BTB domain containing 41
Exons: 10
Coding region: 109-2838 (909 amino acids)
Biological process (GO): regulation of transcription by RNA polymerase II
Cellular component (GO): nucleus
Molecular function (GO): protein binding; DNA-binding transcription factor activity, RNA polymerase II-specific; RNA polymerase II transcription regulatory region sequence-specific DNA binding
Source: RefSeq, a predicted model, not a curated record
CGGUGGGGCACGCCCCUUCAGAAGCUGUUGUUCAAGACAAUCUAGUUUUGUUUCCUAAACCUCGUAAGUCACUUAUGAAGUUUCUUGUUCAAAAAUUGCAGUACUGCAAUGAAGAAAAGGAGAAAGGUUACUUCAAAUCUUGAUGAGAAGAUCCAUCUAGGCUAUCACAAAGAUUCUUCAGAAGAAAAUGCUGCUGUGGAGUGUGGCCAAGUGACCUAUACUCAGUCUGCAGAAAGACCAACUCCUGAAGCUCUUCAGUGUUACCAAGAACUUCCUCCCUCUCCAGAUCAGAGAAAGCUUUUGAGUUCUUUGCAGUAUAACAAGAAUUUGCUGAAGUAUUUGAAUGAUGACAGGCAGAAGCAGCCAUCUUUCUGUGAUUUACUUAUCAUAGUAGAAGGGAAAGAAUUUAGUGCGCAUAAAGUAGUGGUUGCGGUUGGUAGUAGUUACUUUCAUGCGUGUUUGAGUAAAAAUCCAAGCACUGAUGUCGUCACCCUGGAUCACGUAACACAUUCAGUUUUUCAGCAUUUGCUUGAGUUUCUUUACACGUCAGAAUUUUUUGUGUACAAAUAUGAAAUACCUCUUGUUUUAGAGGCCGCAAAAUUUUUGGACAUUAUAGAUGCAGUAAAGCUGCUGAAUAAUGAAAACGUUGCUACUUUUCAGGCAGAACUAACUGAAAAGUCAUCUCCAGAAGAAACACUAAGUGAUUUAACUGGAAGACUGUCAAAUAAUCAUCAGUGCAAAUUUUGUAGCCGACAUUUCUGCUAUAAAAAGUCCUUAGAGAAUCAUUUAGCUAAAACUCACAGGUCUCUGUUAUUGGGGAAAAAACAUGGGUUAAAAAUGCUGGAGAGAAGCUUUUCUGCACGAAGAUCAAAAAGGAAUAGGAAGUGUCCUGUAAAGUUUGAGGACACUAGUGAUGAUGAACAGGAAAGUGGGGGUGGGUCAGACAGUUUGAAUCAAGAAGGUUUUGAUAAGGAGAAGUCAGAUAGGAAUGAUUCUGAGGAUCCUGGAAGUGAAUAUAAUGCUGAAGAUGAUGAGCUAGAGGAGGAGAUGUCAGAUGAAGACUCUGAUACUGAGCAGAGUGAUAAAGAUAACGAUGUGGAAGAGGAACCCGAGGCCGGCGAUUCAGCAGGAAGCAUCCACGAAGGGCUAGCUCCGGUAAUCAUUCAGAACAGUAAUAAGAAAAUACUGCAGUGUCCCAAAUGUGAUAAAACUUUUGACCGAAUAGGGAAAUAUGAGAGCCACACCCGUGUGCACACAGGUGAGAAGCCUUUUGAGUGUGAUAUUUGUCACCAGCGUUAUUCGACCAAGUCUAACUUAACUGUCCACAGAAAGAAGCACAGUAGUGAAGUAGAGUUCCACAAGAAGGAGCACAAGUGCCCUUACUGUAAUAAGCUCCACGCAAGCAAGAAGACCCUAGCCAAGCACGUCAAGAGAUUUCAUCCUGAAAAUGCACAAGAAUUUAUUUCCAUCAAGAAGACUAAAAGUGAAAGUUGGAAAUGUGACAUUUGUAAGAAAUCUUUUACUCGAAGACCACACUUGGAGGAACACAUGAUUCUGCAUUCACAAGAUAAACCUUUUAAGUGUACCUAUUGUGAAGAGCAUUUCAAAUCCCGAUUUGCACGGUUAAAGCAUCAGGAGAAGUUCCAUCUGGGUCCCUUUCCAUGUGAUAUAUGUGGUCGUCAGUUCAAUGACACUGGAAAUUUGAAACGCCAUAUAGAAUGUACUCAUGGUGGCAAAAGAAAAUGGACUUGCUUUAUUUGUGGAAAGUCAGUACGAGAAAGAACUACUUUGAAAGAACAUUUGAGAAUACAUAGUGGAGAAAAACCUCAUCUUUGUAGUAUCUGUGGGCAAAGUUUUCGUCAUGGAAGUUCAUACAGGCUUCACCUAAGAGUACAUCAUGAUGAUAAAAGAUACGAGUGUGAUGAAUGUGGAAAAACAUUUAUUCGCCAUGACCACCUAACAAAGCACAAAAAAAUACAUUCAGGUGAGAAGGCUCAUCAGUGUGAAGAAUGUGGAAAGUGUUUUGGUCGAAGGGAUCAUCUCACUGUUCAUUACAAGAGUGUGCAUCUGGGAGAGAAGGUGUGGCAAAAAUAUAAAGCAACAUUUCAUCAAUGUGACGUUUGUAAGAAGAUUUUCAAAGGAAAAUCAAGUCUGGAAAUGCAUUUUCGGACACAUUCAGGUGAAAAACCAUACAAGUGUCAAAUUUGCAAUCAGUCUUUUAGAAUUAAGAAAACUUUAACAAAACACCUGGUUAUUCACUCUGAUGCCCGACCUUUCAAUUGUCAACACUGCAAUGCAACAUUUAAGCGGAAGGACAAGCUGAAAUACCACAUUGACCAUGUUCAUGGGAUAAAAUCUCCUGAUGAUUCUCUCAGUACUUCUGAGGAAAAACUUGUGUCUUUGCCAACAAUAGAGUACUCAUCUGAGGAUAAGAUCUUUCAAGCAGAGACAAAACAAUAUCUGGACCAGCCCAAAGUUUAUCAGCCGGAAGCCAAGACUAUGCUACAGAAUGUGUCUGCAGAAGUAUGUGUUCCAGUAACAUUGGUUCCAGUUCAAAUGCCUGACACAUCCAGCGAUCUGGUGCCUCAUACCACCACACUUCCCCCAUCAUCCCAUGAGAUUCUGCCACCACAGCCGCAGCCAACUGAUUAUCCACGGGCAGCAGAUUUAGCUUUUCUGGAAAAAUACACUCUUACUCCUCAGCCUGCAAAUAUAGUUCACCCAGUCCGACCUGAACAGAUGCUAGAUCCUAGAGAACCGUCUUAUCUUGGAACAUUAUUGGGCCUUGAUAGCACAACUGCUGUCCAGAAUAUGUCCAGUAGUGAGCAUCGCUCAUGAGUAAACAUUCCAUAGACCUUGAUGCUUGUAUGCUGACAGCCAGAAACUACUGGCUUUUCAAUUAGUAGGGCUGCUAUUUUUUUUUUUUUCAUUUUUUUUUUUCUAGUUUCUCAAGUCUUCAGAACAGCUUCAAAUCAAGAAAAGUUUAUUUCUAUUGACUGAAUACUUGGACACAUUUUGUCAUAAUAUUUGAAGUAUGAUUUUUUAAAAGAUUAUUUAGUACUAAUUUUGAAUGGAUUUUUAAAUUUCAGAUUAUUAGCUGCUGAAAAUGGUGGAGGUAUUUUUUAAAUCAUCAA